AUGGCGCCCGUCACCCUGUCGAUCGACGUGGAGAUGUACAGCGCCGCCCACAAGAUCCGCAAGUCCAUCAAGUACAUGGAUGGGGUGAACGAGGUGUUGUUCCUCGAGAACGGGCGGGUGGUGGUGACCGGCAACCCCGACGCGGAGGCGCUCAAGGAGCGGCUCGAGUCCAGGCUGCGGACGAGCGUCACCAUCGUGAGCCCCCGCCCGGCGGAUGACGAUGACGACGACGACGACGACGACGCGGAAUCGAGCACCUGGACCGGGGCGCGCCGCAUCCACGAGCCGCCGUCGCUCCAGCCCGUCCCGCCGUUCCCCGACUACUCCGCCAUGCCCUCGUACCCGCCGUACGUGUGGUACGGCGCCCCGCCGCCGGAGGAGGCCCCGGCACGACACAGCACCCCGACGACGGAGGUCACCUACUCCCACCCGGUAUACGCAGGAAGCGGGUGGGGCGAGUCCGACCCGUACCAGAACGUGCCCGACGACGUGACGGCCUACCUGAACGACGAUAACGCCAACAGCUGCUCCAUCAUGUGA
This is a messenger RNA of Phragmites australis (common reed), 540 nucleotides long. RefSeq lists its product as uncharacterized. NCBI's taxonomy places the organism in Eukaryota, Viridiplantae, Streptophyta, Magnoliopsida, Poales, Poaceae. Gene Ontology annotation, molecular function: metal ion binding. The transcript is spliced from 2 exons. The record is from RefSeq and is a predicted model, not a curated record. Bases 1 to 540 code for a protein of 179 amino acids.